UCUGUCAAAGCGCGAUAUAAAGCGCGCACCGACCACCGGUCCACCGGUUCGUAACGGAGCACGCACCGAUAAGCUCUCGAUCCUUGGCCGCCUCGAUCCCCGUUCUCUUUCUCGCCCAAGCGCCAUUCGUCGUCGUCGUCGUCGUCGCCGUGUGCCGGAAAAUGGCUCGCUCUUUUCCUCUGUUGCUGGUGCAGCUGCUGCUGGUGGUGUCGCCGGUGGCACUGUGGACCCUGGCUGCCGGCUGGACCGUACGCCCGAUGAACGUCAACUGUCCGGUGCCGAGCUGUGUCACCCAGCAGGACCUCAACACGCUGUGGGCCGCACCGGACGCGACGCAGUUCGUGCGAUGCCGCCCGGCCCCGACCGGCUACUGGAUGACGGAGCAGAAGACGUGCGCCCCCGGCACCCUGUUCCAGUUCUCCCGGCAGGCCUGCGUUACCGCGACCGACUGGAGCUCGUGCUGACGACCUGCGGUUCCCUUUUUUGUGUUUGUGUUUGUUUUUGCUCGCUGGAAUUUUGCAAUAGAAAAUAAAGCAUAAAAAGCUGCUGGCUGGCGGCGUGUAUUGCGCGCUCCCACUCGCUCACAACACGACCCCGAGAGAGAGAGAGAGAGAGAGCGAGAGAGAGUUGCACGCUUCACGCGCACAGAGGCAUGGGCAGUGACACAAAGUGUUGUUGAUUGUUUGUUGAUUGGGGCGCUUGGUUUAUUGGAACAACGGCAGCGACGCAACGUGCAGCGCAAAGCCACAGUCCGUGCGCAGUCCUCCUU
Anopheles aquasalis is the source of this 769-nucleotide messenger RNA. RefSeq lists its product as uncharacterized. Gene Ontology annotation, molecular function: chitin binding. NCBI's taxonomy places the organism in Eukaryota, Metazoa, Arthropoda, Insecta, Diptera, Culicidae. The record is from RefSeq and is a predicted model, not a curated record.